AUGGAGCGCCAGGACCAUCGCUCAAAUAAAUACAUACUGGAGCGGGAAUUCAAUCUCAGUCGCCAUGGAAACGUACCCAUUCAAGUCGAUUCCGGCCAUCAAAUGUUUCGCAUACAGUGCCGUAAUGCUGAGAAUUUCAUUAAAUACAAUGAUGUCAUAUUCUUCAUGCCACCGCCGUUCGAAGGUCAAAAGAAAACUCCGUCAUACGAGCAGCGACCCGAACGCUUAUCUGUCAUGAUAUUGGGCAUCGAUUCAAUGUCACAAAUGCAUUUCCAGCGGAGUUUCCCACAACUGACGAGCUUCCUGGACUAUGUGCCGCAUACGUUUUUUCUCGGUUACAGUCGCGUGGGGAUGGAUGCGUAUGAUAAUUUGCUUCCUCUGUUGAGUGGCCUGCGCCCCGAUGAGCUGGAGAGACGUUGUCUUUCGGUGAAUAAAUCGACCUACGAUAAUUGCGGUCUACUUUGGGAUACAUUCAAGGCUGCUGGCUAUUCCACGAGCUAUGGCGAGGAUACUGCGCAAGGGAUAUUCAUGGAUGGCAAAGCGGGUUUCCACAAACAACCCACGGACUUUUAUCUGCAUCCUGUCAUGCUCGAAAUGGACAAACACACGCGCUACAGCCUCGAUGCGAACGAGCUGAUCAACUGCUCGGGCGGGCGACAGUUUUUCGAUGUUUUGAACUAUUUCAUCGAUAAAUUAUCGUUUUAUAUGAAAAGUGCACAAUUUUUCUCAGUUUUUUGGCAUUCGCAAGGUGUAAAGGACUACUAUCAUUAUGCCAGGCGUCUAGAUGUGGACUACGUGAAGCGUUUGAAGCGUCUCCUGGAGAUGGAUGUACUAGACAAUACGCUGGUCCUACUGAUGUCUGACUAUGGGCUGCGUUCUGAUACAUAUCGAUUGACGUUCAAUGGCAUGCGAGAGGAGUCGCAGCCAUUUCUGUUGGCCAUUUAUCCCGAUUGGCUGCAGGCCAAAUAUCCUUUUGCCAUGGAUAACCUUAAGCGGAAUGCGCACAAUCUAGUGACGGCUUUUGAUUUGCAUGCCACGCUCAAUGAUGUGAUGGAUUUGAAUCUGCUGAAGGACUACCAUGUGGAGAAUCGAACAGAAAUACUUCUUGGUCAUCCCCCCAAGAAGAUGCCCCGUGGCGUGAGUCUCUUUCUGCCGCUGCCCCUGAAACGAAACUGCGAUUCGGCUGGCAUACCAUCGCACUACUGCCCCUGCAACGACCUCACGGAAAUCCCCACCGAUGAUGGCAUUGUGUUGCGUACUGCUCGCUUUUUGAUUUCUUCCAUCAAUCGACUUAUCGCGCCCUACGACAAGUGCCAACAGUUGCGGCUCUACAAGGUGAUGCUUGCAUAUUUCGUGGAUCUAGGCGAGAGUUCCUUCGUCUAUGAGCUGCGGCUACGAGUGCGCACCAUCCCAGGGGAUGGACUCUUCGAGGGCACGGCACGUCUCACGGAUACGUUCCAUUUGACAGGUCCCAUCACCCGUGUGAAUGAGUAUCGCAGUCAGUCCUACUGCGUCAACGAGACGAACAUCAACAUGUAUUGCUAUUGUCCAAAUUAACUAACUUUUUGGAGUCAAUAAAAAGAUGAAUCGU
This is a messenger RNA of Drosophila subobscura, 1591 nucleotides long. RefSeq lists its product as uncharacterized. The record is from RefSeq and is a predicted model, not a curated record. The coding region runs from base 1 to 1557 and encodes 518 amino acids. Lineage: Eukaryota; Metazoa; Arthropoda; Insecta; Diptera; Drosophilidae. The transcript has a single exon.